AUUGAGGGCCUGAAGAAUUUGGAUGCUAGUGACAUAACAAGUGGAUAUUUGGAUACAAUCAUAGAUUGGAUACCUAGCAUGAAAGGUAUUUUUUUGAAGUACAUGCCAACUCUAUUGAGAAAUACAGACCCAAAUGACUUUUUGUUGAAGUUUGUCAUGGAUGAAGCUGAGCGAGCUAAAAAGGCUUCUGUGAUUGUUUUGAAUAAAUUCGAGGAAUUGGAGCAUGAUAUUAUUGACACACUUUUGUCCAUUCUUCCUCCAAUUUAUGCAGUUGGACCAUUACACAUUCACCUAAAUCAGAUUAAGGAUGACGAUUUGAAAUUUCUUGAAUCAAAUCUUUGGGUAGAAGAAUCUGAGUGUCUUGAAUGA
Molecule: messenger RNA, 369 nt
Organism: Ilex paraguariensis (yerba mate)
Lineage: Eukaryota; Viridiplantae; Streptophyta; Magnoliopsida; Aquifoliales; Aquifoliaceae
Source: the annotation of a GenBank genome assembly